Misgurnus anguillicaudatus (oriental weatherfish) is the source of this 1708-nucleotide messenger RNA. The record is from RefSeq and is a predicted model, not a curated record. NCBI's taxonomy places the organism in Eukaryota, Metazoa, Chordata, Actinopteri, Cypriniformes, Cobitidae.
AACGAUGUUUCACUGAUUGUUGUUUCUGUACGAACCCCAUCGGUGACGCACACUGCAGAAACUUCUACAAGCAUGCUUGUCUCAUGGUAACGUUACAGAUAAUUCUGACAGUUUUAUUUGCGUUUAAUAUUUUUAAAUUGAUUCAUUCUUACGAAGACAUAAGUGGUUGUUGAAUGUUUAUUAUUAUCCGCGCUAUUAUACAUUCCGUCAUUUAACGUCGACAUGUGACGCUACAAAAUACAUGUAAACAACUGGUAAAUAUCAACUAAUGGGGACACAACACUCAUAAAUCUUUAUCGGCAGUUGGUUAGUGCUUAAUGUAAUAAGAAACCUUGUACGUCACUUUAGUAUAGUGUUUUAUUUCUUUGUGACUUGUAAGAUGUCUAAAGUUAAAUUAAAGAAACACGAUGACGUUGUUAAGACUAAUGGAUCAUUAAAGAAUACUGUCAAGAAAAAGAAGCACUCUGGAAAGAAGACUUUCUUUCCCUCCAAACCUCAGACUUCAAAAGAAACAAAACCUACAAAGAUGAGCAUCAUGCCACCAACAGAUGCACAAGAGUUUUCAUGUAACUGGAAGAAUUUGUUGCAGAUUCUUGCUGCAAAUCCUGAUAAUAAGCCUAAAAGCACCAAACAACCAAAAGAUGUGAAUGUUAAAGGGAAACAACCUCAGAAACCAGCAUCACAGUCAAAAGACUCUGAGAAACCAGUUAAACAUUUGAAUAAACCCACACAAAUUGCCAAACCUGCUGCAGAGAGGCACGGAAAAACCAGGAAAGAUGAAGAUCCAAGGAACGGAAAAGAUUCAACAGGACACAAACAGUACAAAGCAGAGAAAAGGAAAAGAAAGGAUGACAAUAAAGAUAAAGAGAGGCCAAUGAACAAGAAGAAGAAAGUAGAUGAGGUGGAAAAGAAAAGCACAGAGCCUGAUAUCUGGUUUGAUGAUGUUGAUCCCGAUGACAUCGAGGCUGCUGUGGGGUCCGAGGCUGCUGACAUCGUGCGCAAACGUAAUGGUAUGAUAAAGAGCGACACCGAGAGCACAGAGAAAGCACUCGUGAAGGAACACGGGUUCGAGGGGUUGACCCGUGCUGUUGCUAUAGAUUGUGAGAUGGUGGGCGUCGGUCCUGAUGGAGAGGAAAGCAUUCUAGCACGAGUUUCUAUUGUCAACCAUUUUGGCAAAUGCAUCUAUGAUAAAUACGUCAAACCCACAGAGAAGGUCACAGACUACAGGACAGCUGUUAGUGGCAUCAGACCGAAUGACAUAAAAAACGGUGAGGACAUCCGUACGGUACAGAAGGAAGUGGCUGAAAUUAUGAAUGGACGAAUUUUAGUUGGACACGCCAUACACAAUGAUUUAAAGAUUUUGUUGUUGGAUCAUCCGAAGAAGAUGAUCAGAGACACGCAGAAAUACAAACCGUUUAAGCAAAGGGUGAAGAGUGCACGUCCUGCAUUGAGAGUUUUAUGCAAAGAGAUUCUCAAUGUUCAAGUACAGAAGGGUGAACAUUCAUCAGUUCAAGAUGCUCAGGCUACCAUGAGGUUGUAUACUUUAGUAAAGAAGCAGUGGGAGGCGGAGCUUAAAGCCAGCAGAUCUUUGGGUAAAGAGCCAAAAAGUCCACGGAAACCCAAAGCCCCUGUAAAAAACAAGUGAUCUCAUGCAAAAAAAGAGACUUGUAAUCUUCACAUAUAUAAAUAUAUAUUUGUUAGAUGUCUU